Messenger RNA from Lolium perenne, 1043 nucleotides. Its product is annotated as germin-like protein 4-1. Lineage: Eukaryota; Viridiplantae; Streptophyta; Magnoliopsida; Poales; Poaceae. Gene Ontology annotation, molecular function: manganese ion binding. The record is from RefSeq and is a predicted model, not a curated record.
CUCGCUCACCAUCUUACAUCCUUACACAGACAGAGCUAUUAGGUCUUGGUAGCGAAGGAAGAAACAUGGCGGCUUCACGAGCUUUCACUUCACUGCUUGCCGUGACAGUGCUGGUCCUAGUUUCCUCCACAAUGCCUCGUGUUAUGGCCUCUGACCCGGGUCCUCUCCAGGACUUCUGCGUUGCUGAUCUGAUGAACCCUGUGUUUGUGAACGGGUUCGUGUGCAAGAACCCGAAGCUGGUGACGGCGAACGACUUCUUCCGUCCCGGCCUCAACGUCCCAGGGAAGCUAAACGCUCAGGGCUCCGCUGUGACGGCGGUGUCGGUGCUGCAACUUCCUGGCCUCAACACCUUGGGCAUCUCGAUGGUGCGCAUUGACUUCGGCCCCAACGGGCAGAACCCGCCGCACACACACCCGCGUGCCACGGAGAUCCUGACCGUGAUCAAGGGCCAGCUCCUCGUCGGUUUCGUCACCUCCAACCAGCCCGACGGCAAGAACCUGCUCUUCACCAAGCAGCUGGUGGAGGGCGACGUGUUCGUCUUCCCCGAGGGGCUCAUCCACUUCCAGCUCAACAACGGACCCAACCCCGCCGUCGCCAUCGCCGCGCUCAGCAGCCAGAACCCCGGUGUGAUCACCAUCGCCAACGCCGUGUUCGGGUCCACGCCGCCUAUUAGUGAUCUGAUCCUCGCCAAGGCGUUCAUGACCGAGAAGGCGACGGUGGACUGGAUCCAGUCCCAGUUCGCGCCGGCCGCUGCCGGCGGCGGCGGCAAUAUGACCGGUGGUGGUGGCGGCGGCUACUAUCCCGGCAUGGGCAAGAAGCCCUAAUUAAGGCCGGCAUUCCAUGACCUUACUAAUAAUUUAAGAUCGAUACAACAUUUGCUAGUAAACAAAACAUAUCAAAGCCACUGUAUGUUGUACCCUGUACUCCGCGUGCUAGUAAUGUCGAAUAAACAGUGGCGAAAUAUUGCAUUGAUGUACUUGGUAGCUAAAAUCUGCCUGCUGCCUUUACUAUAUGUGGAAUAAAAUUCAAAGGGUUUGUGUUUC